CCGUGGGCGGGGCUCAAAAUAUGACGCGUCAGGAAGAGCCGCGAAAAUCCAAAAGCUGCGGUUUGGCAUAAAACAUAAGGGUACAUUCGAGAAGUACAUCACGGAGAGAAAAAUAAAGACGAAACCUUCAUAAACAUGGAAAAAGUGACUGCAACAGGUGUGUUGAAUCAUCUGAGUCUGAUGGAGGCUCAGACGAGGAGCUCCAAAGAUCACCGUCAGCAGCAGCAGCAGAGCCGUGUGGAGGAGCUAAAGGCUAAAGUGGAGGAGCUAAAGAGGCACCGAGACCAGCUGAAGAAGGAGGUCGAAGUGUAUGAGAGUGUCCGGACACUGAGGGCGUCUAUGGACUCAAAGUCUGUACAUGAAGAAGAUGAGAGAAUGGACGGUGACUCUGAGAACGCCGAGAUUUUGUGGCUGAUGGCCAAACAUUGUCAAGUGACAGACCUCCUGCAUGCUCAUCGUCUCAUUGGGGGUUUCGAGAUCAUUCAGACUAAACAGGGUAAAGGCCUCUGUGUGUCUGUAGCCACCUCUUAUGAAGGGGUCUACUUGGACAGAUACAGCCUCGAAUUUGACACGAAGCCGACCUUUAGGAUCACUCGCCACAACAUUCCCCCUUUCAUUCCUUUGAACAAGCUCACCGAGCAGAGCAACAUGACAGAGACAGAAUUAAAGGCAUUUCUGCAUAUUCUCAGUCAGCAUCUCAACGCUUAUGCUGGUCGCAAGCAGCAGUUACAGCUGGUUAAGGAGCAUCAUCAGUCUGUGGAGGUGAUGGAGAGUAAUGCUUUAUGCUCACUGCUGGUGCUGUUGUUCACUGUGCCAAAGAAGAGGACUCCUGUUCUGUGCACAAUGGAGUACCUGGACCACAUCAGAUGUCUGCCUACACGAGUCUACUGUCAGAGUGAAGACACUGAACUUCCUGAGUGUCCACAGUGGAAGUCCAACUGCCUCCUACUCAUGGAGAACCCUGUGCACAAAGCUUUGAGCACCAUGAAGACCAUGGGCCAUAUUGUGUAAUGUAUCUCUGAAGGAGGACUUGUACAUGCUACUGAACAGUGUUUAACAUGUACAGUACUAUGCAAAAGUCUUCGUCCACCUUUAGAUUUGGUGUUUUUCCAGUGAUGUAAUGGACAUAUAUCUAUUUGUCAAUCUCUUUAUUCAGACACAACAAGAAAAUACAGCAAAGAUGUACAAUAAUAAGACAAAAAUAACUACACAACUAAAUUGUUUGUACAGGCAGAAGUAAGUAUUUAGUGUGUCUUCUGUUUCUAUGACGACCGUAGCUCAAGCGUGAGUUCAGUAAAACCUGGUGCAGAACAACAGAAGUGCAGUCAGUCUUAGUUUGUCACAACUGAAGAGUUCAUGGCCUGUUUAUGGCAACUGUGAGAAAUGCUGGAAUUUGAAAAUCUACACGUCGUCUUUCUGCAGCUCUGUCCUUUUGGUCCAGCUCAAAACCCUAAAUACAAAUGUGGAUUAAACUCAUGUGGCUUAUUGCUGUAUGAAAAAAUGCUGCCACUUUUCUAUGUUGAGACACAGAGUAGAGCAGUCACAUCCAGGCAGUUGGCAGUUGUGAUCUGCCAAUCACAGUUUGAACCCUCCCGCCUGUCUGAAAACUUUUGAUGAGCCAAAAUCAGAGCAUCGUGAAGUAGAUAUAGAAACCUCAUGUCCUUGGACACUGGAAUAUUUGCCCAUUAAUGC
Sphaeramia orbicularis (orbiculate cardinalfish) is the source of this 1692-nucleotide messenger RNA. RefSeq names its product centromere protein O (gene cenpo). The transcript has 6 exons. The coding region runs from base 136 to 1011 and encodes 291 amino acids. The record is from RefSeq and is a predicted model, not a curated record. Lineage: Eukaryota; Metazoa; Chordata; Actinopteri; Kurtiformes; Apogonidae. Gene Ontology annotation, cellular component: Mis6-Sim4 complex; kinetochore.